CUCCAAGCAGGAGCGAGCCGCGGCGUCUCUCCUUACACGUCCUGGGAGGCAGAUAAGCAGCGAGCGCUGUGGGGUACUCCCAGCAGCUCCCCGCAGGCAGGGCACCCGGCACGCAGCACCUCCCAGUUAGCCCCAGGACCCUCCCGCCUUGGCCGAGGGAGACGCCCGGGCAGCGCAGCCUCCCAGACCUGCCGAUGGGAGCAGACUGCCCGGGCUGGCCCGGGACUAGCAGCACCGCUGGGCUGGGCAUGGCCGAAAGCACCUUUGCAGGGGCGGAAGGGAAGCGAAUGGAGACGUGCAGCCCCAGGCCAGCCUCUGCCCCGGCUGGCGGGAAGAUGAGAGGCAGCCCAGGCACACCAAGGCUCCCCCCGGGCUGGAGGAGAGCAAGCCAGCGAGAGGUGGGCAGCAGCCAGGGAGCCAGCAACGCGCCCAGCGACAGCCACAGCGCGACGGGGCCCCUCCCAGCUGCAGGCAGGGGCCAUGCCAGCUGCGCUCUGCCCAGAGGGAGCGUGGGGAAGCUGUGUCCCGAGAACGCCGCCCGGGAGCGCAGCCGUGUGCGGACCCUGCGCCAGGCCUUCCUGGCGCUCCAGGCUGCGCUGCCCUCGGUCCCGCCGGACACCAAGCUCUCCAAGCUGGACGUGCUCGUCCUGGCCACCAGCUACAUCGCCCACCUGACCCACACCUUGCACCAGGGCCAGCCGCCCCCCGAGGCAGCCCCACUGGCGAGGGCGCCCAGCUUCCUGCACCCCAUGAAGAAAUGGCCCAUGCGGUCCCGUCUCUACGCUGGAGCCUGGGGCGCGGACGUUGCUGACAUACCUGCAGCUGCCCCCGCAGUCCCCAGCAGCAGGAUGAGGAGGGCCUGUGAGGGGGGCAGCCCGGGGGCCAGCGGGGCGGCCCUGUGA
Messenger RNA from Mauremys mutica (yellowpond turtle), 902 nucleotides. Its product is annotated as transcription factor 24-like. The record is from RefSeq and is a predicted model, not a curated record. The coding region runs from base 195 to 902 and encodes 235 amino acids. The transcript is spliced from 3 exons. Gene Ontology annotation, molecular function: RNA polymerase II transcription regulatory region sequence-specific DNA binding; protein dimerization activity; DNA-binding transcription factor activity, RNA polymerase II-specific. Gene Ontology annotation, biological process: regulation of transcription by RNA polymerase II; developmental process. Lineage: Eukaryota; Metazoa; Chordata; Testudines; Geoemydidae.